UGUAUGACGUCACAUCCUCUGUAUAUUCUUGUUCGCUCCGAGACUCAAAGUGCGCAAAGAGGAGGAACAUGUGCGACGUGCAGCUGCUGCUGAUGUCGGUACAUGAGCGGAUCAGCGCUGCCGCUGAAGACUUUCUGCUGCAGGUGGAGAAAGGAGGAGAAACGGCUCAAGUCCCGGCGCUGAGAGCGAUGCUAACCGAGCGGCUAACGGCGGCUGCUGAGGAGAUCGUCUCAGUGUUUGAGGAAACCGUGGCGGUGUAUGAAGACAGAAUGGAGCGGUUAGAUUGCUCAGAGCAGGAGAUCUACCGCCAGAGGAGGCUGCUGGAUGCUGUGAUGAAGCCCAAACUCCAGCUGCACAGAGUCGUGUGUCCUGCAGACGUACAGCAGCUGAUGGUGAAUAAAGAAGAGGUUCUCCCUGUGCAGCAGCAAUGGAGCCACCUUGUGGACCAGGAGGACCCAGAGCCCCCCCACAUUAAAGAGGAACAGGAGGACCCAUGGACCAAUCAGGAUGGGGAGCAGCUUCAACAACUUGAGCAGGCUGAUAUCAAGUUCACAUUGACUGCUGUCACUGUGAAGAGUGAAGAAGAUGAAGAGAAACCUCAGUUGUCACAGCUUCAUCAGAGUCAGACUGAGGAGAACAGAGCGAAUUGUGGAGGACCAGUACCAGCCAGGAUCUCAGGUCCUGAUGGAAAUUUACAACAAUGUACUGAGGACAAGACUGUAGACAGUGAAGAUGAUUGGAUGCAGACCAGGGAACCUCCGUCUUGUUUAAAUACAAAAAGUAACAAACAGCCUCAAAGUGAUAAGAAAUGUAUAACUGCUAAGAAAGCAUUUAGUUGCUCUGAGUGUGGUAAAACAUUUAGACAAAAGGGGGAUCUAACUGUACAUAUGAGGAUUCAUACAGGAGAGAAACCAUUUAGUUGCUUUGAGUGUGGUCAAAUAUUUAGAAGAAAGUGCCAUCUAACUUUACAUAUGAGGAUUCAUACAGGAGAGAAAGCAUUUAGUUGCUCUGAGUGUGGUCAAACAUUUAGACAAAAGGGGUCUCUAACUUCACAUAUGAGGAUUCAUACAGGAGAGAAACCAUUUAGUUGCUCUGAGUGUGGUAAAACAUUUAGCCGAAAGUUCAGUCUAACUGAACAUUUGAAGAUUCAUACAGGAGAGAAAUCAUUUACUUGCUCUGUGUGUGGUAAAAGAUUUGCCUACAGUGGUUCUCUAACUUUACAUAUGAGGAUUCAUACAGGAGAGAAACCAUUGAAUUGCUCUGUGUGUGGUAAAAGAUUUGCCCACACUGGUUCUCUAACUUUACAUCUGAGGAUUCAUACAGGAGAGAAACCAUUUAGUUGCUCUGAGUGUGGUAAAACAUUCAGCACAAAGGGCAGUCUAACUGAACAUAUUAAGAUUCAUACAGAAGAGAAACCAUUUAGUUGCUCUGUAUGUGGUAAAAUAUUUGCCCACACUGGUUCUCUAACUUUACAUAUGAGAAAUCAUACAGGAGAGAAACCAUUUAGUUGCUCUGAGUGUGGCAAAACAUUUAGACAAAGGAGCCAUUUAACUGGACAUAUGAAGAUUCAUACAGGAGAGAAGCCAUUUACUUGCUCUGAGUGUGGUAAAAGAUUUAGACAAAAGAGUCAUUUAACUGGACAUAUGAAGAUUCAUACAGGAGAGAAAUCAUUUACUUGCUCCUAGCGUGGUAAAAUAUUUAGACUAAUGGGUAAUCUAACUGCACAUGACCAGUCAAACAGGAGAGAAUGAAUUUACCUGCUCUGUGUGCUUAAAGAUUUAGUUGCAUCGUUUGUAACAAAUAUUUCAUUCAGAUUAGUCAGCAACUACUCAUAUUGUACAUAUGAAUUGGUCAUUAUUAUACACAUUAAUAGAGAAAUUUGAAUCCCCUUUAACCUGUCUUUAAAUGUUUUCCUUGCAAAGUAUGUAUAUGUAUGUUCUUAACCAGUUCAAAUGAUUAAAUAUGUUUGAUUUUAA
Messenger RNA from Platichthys flesus (European flounder), 1976 nucleotides. RefSeq names its product zinc finger protein OZF-like. Gene Ontology annotation, biological process: regulation of transcription by RNA polymerase II. The record is from RefSeq and is a predicted model, not a curated record. Gene Ontology annotation, molecular function: DNA-binding transcription factor activity; RNA polymerase II cis-regulatory region sequence-specific DNA binding. Bases 69 to 1685 code for a protein of 538 amino acids. The transcript is spliced from 2 exons. Lineage: Eukaryota; Metazoa; Chordata; Actinopteri; Pleuronectiformes; Pleuronectidae.